This is a messenger RNA of Camelina sativa (false flax), 1668 nucleotides long. Its product is annotated as BTB/POZ and MATH domain-containing protein 6. Gene Ontology annotation, molecular function: protein binding. Lineage: Eukaryota; Viridiplantae; Streptophyta; Magnoliopsida; Brassicales; Brassicaceae. Gene Ontology annotation, biological process: protein ubiquitination. The record is from RefSeq and is a predicted model, not a curated record.
GACCAUUAUACCCUUCUCAGACCGACUCAUCAUUCUUCCUCUGCCCGUUUCCUACGACGGUUUGAAUUUUGCUGAAAUUUCCCCAAAUUGGGAAAACCCUAGAAAUCUCCAUGAGAAUCUUCUCCAUCUGAGUCCAAAUUUGAAGGGCCACCAAUGACCAGACCCAGCCGAUCAUCAUCAAGCCCCAACACGAACGCAGAUCGAAUCGAAUCACCUACGAGCUCGAGAUCGGUCACACAAACCGUGAACGGAUCGCACCAAUUCGUGAUCCAAGGAUACAGUUUAGCCAAAGGGAUUGGAGUAGGGAAACACAUAGCAAGUGAUAACUUCUCCGUCGGAGGUUAUCAAUGGACUAUCUUUGUCUACCCAGAUGGUAAGAACCAAGAGGACAGCUCUUCUUACGUCUCUGUGUUCAUCGUUCUCGCUAGUGAAGGUACUGAAGUUAGAGCGCUUUUCGAGCUUUCCCUUGUUGAUCAAAGUGGUAAAGGGAAGCAUAAGGUUCAUAGCCAUUUCGAUCGUUCACUUGAUGGUGGUCCUUACACUCUUAAAUACAGAGGAAGUAUGUGGGGAUACAAGCGUUUCUUCAGACGUUCCUUGCUUGAGACAUCUGACUACCUGAAAGACGAUUGUUUGAAAAUCAAUUGUACAGUUGGAGUUGUUGUUUCAGAAAUACAUUGUCCACGGCUACACUCUAUACAUGUCCCAGAUUCAGAACUUGGAUCAGACUUUGGGAAGUUGCUAGAUACUUUGGAAGGCUCGGAUGUCAAAAUUGACAUUGCUGGUGAGAAGUUUGAAGCUCAUAAAUUGGUUUUGGCUGCACGAUCUUCGUUUUUCAGAUCAAUGUUUUACAAUAUGCCAGAAGCUAACAACAAUGAGGUAGUGAUCAGCGAUUUGGAACCUAAGGUCUUCAAGGCCUUGUUACACUUCAUGUAUAAAGACUCUCUCUCGGGAGAUGUGGAACCAGUUACGGCUCAUUCAUUUGGCCUAUUAAAGCUGUCCGAGAUAGAUGAGACACUGAUCGUAAAGCUUUUGGCAGCUGCGACCAAAUACAAUCUGAGUAGGCUCAGAUCAUUGUGUGAAUCUCACAUCUGCAAAGCCGUAUCUAUCAGCUCCGUAUCCAAGAUCUUAGCUUUAUCCGACAGAUAUAAUGCAACUGAACUAAAAAGCGUUUCCCUAAACUUCGCUGCAGAAAACCUAGCAGCUGUUCUGCAGACAAAAGCUUAUGAAGAUGUGAAGGAUGACUAUCCAAACCUCCAGUCCGAGCUACUAAAGGCGGUGGCUGGUUAUGACGAAACAAGUAGCAGCGGAGGGGAAAGUCUCAGAGUGUUUGGGGCCAACUCUCUGACGGUGGUGAGACCAGCAGCCGAAGACUCAGGCAGCGAACCACGUAGAGGAGCUUCAACCCGGUGAGUCUUUCCUUGCCCAUAUAUGUUACUCUAUGAAACGGAAGUGGAUUCAAACUCCUAAACCACAAGAGAAGAGCUAUGCGGCUGUGCACUAGUCUUUCUAGUCCCUCUUCGGUGAUGAAUUGGUUUUCCACCUUUCAUUUUCCUCCACAGCUCUGUGGAUUUUUCUUUUUUGGUUUUAUUUUCAAAGUCUUUAUUUCCAUAUCUGUAUGUAAUAUAAAUUUAUUUUAUUUUAUUAUAUAUGUAUUAGCUAAUUAUAAUU